UGUGUUUAAAAAAGUUAGGGUGUUCUGGCUGUACAGAAUUCGUAUAGGAGUGUACAGCUCAAUAACAGAGAAUCUGUGUACGAGGUCGUCGUGUAGACUUCUGGGGAACAAAUUCAAAGAUGGUUGGAAUGACUAUCAAUUGACUGAAAUUGAUGGUAUGAAAAGUAAGGACCUGGCCCUUCCCUAGGGCCUGGUGAGAGAGGCCAAAGAGGGCAAAUUGGCUGAAAUUUCAACAAUCUUCUUCUUCAGAUCCAGAUAUGCUAGAAUCAAACACCCUACAUGGAUUGAAAGGUCCUAAGUCGCUAUAAGGUUUUCGUCACUAAAUAGUAUACACCCAUUAAGAAUCAGUAGACAACCAUGGCUUUCGAGCUGUUCCAGAAGAUCCGCGAAAGAUGUCGUUCGGACAGUCUAGAGAGAAUACUUACUCUAGACCACCAGCGGUCUAGUACAGUACCACAAAACCUCAAGGGAGGUAGUUCACAGCAUCCCAAGGGAGACGACCCCCAACAGCACAAAGAGGACCAUUCACAUCAUCAGAAAAGGAACAACGCAGCUGGUGAGGAGGGAGGGAAGUUGCUAUCCUCUAAGUAUUGUCCUAACACUGAUGUCACACCGGAUUGGGCGGAGUUUGAAGGAUGUUUUGCUCUUGACAUGAUGACAGUAGACGGUAAGACAAAGCUAAAGAGAAGUUUCUUCGCCGAACUGCUGGACAUACUGCUCCAGCACGUGUCUGUGUCAGAAAGUCGCACCCACAAGGUCCUGGAUUUCCACCACCCGCAUCAGCUUCAAGAGAUGAUGGGGCACUGUAUCGAGCUGGACGAAAAUGGACGAGACUUGGAACAGAUUUUGAGUGAUUGUAAAGAAACACUCAAAUACUGCAUCAGAACAGGACACCCGAGAUUUCUUAACCAGCUCUCCACUGGCAUGGAUAUGAUUGGUAUAGCAGGCGAAUGGCUCACUGCAGUGGCCAACACAAACAUGUUCACCUACGAAGUUGCGCCUGUAUUCACACUAAUGGAAGAAGUUCUUCUCCGCAAAAUGCUCAGCUUUGUUGGUUGGAAGGAUGGCGAUGGAAUAUUUGCACCAGGGGGAGCUAUUUCCAACCUGUAUGGCAUGUUGGCGGCUCGUCAUACCAGGUUUCCUGAUAUAAAAACUAAAGGUCUUGUCGGCCUGCCACAUAUGGUUGUGUUUACGUCAUCUCACAGUCAUUUCUCGAUGAAGAAAUCUGCCAGUUUACUUGGUCUGGGAACCGAGGCUGUCGUGUAUGUUGAUUGUGAUUGCAAUGGGCGCAUGCUCCCUGAGGACCUUAUGAGGAGGAUUGAUCUUGCUCUGGCUAAAGGUGAAGUACCUCUCAUGGUUAACGCCACGUGUGGUACCACUGUGUUUGGUGCAUUUGACCCUAUUAUUGACAUCGCCACCAUAUGCAAGACCCACAAUAUCUGGCUUCAUGUCGAUGGUGCUUGGGGAGGAUCCGUAUUGCUUUCUGAGAGACAUCGACACUUGUUAGCUGGCAUUUCGAGUGCUAACUCUAUGACAUGGAAUCCGCACAAGAUGAUGGGAGCACCUCUCCAGUGUUCAGCGAUCCUUCUCCGUCAGAAGGGUAUCCUGCAUGACGUGAACGCACUGGGCGCUUCCUACCUAUAUCAGAAUGAUAAGCAUUAUGACGUCACGUAUGACACCGGUGAUAAGGCUAUACAAUGUGGACGUCAUAAUGACGUGUUUAAGCUCUGGCUGAUGUGGAGGGCUAAGGGAGAUAUGGGAUUUGAAAGUCAGAUUGACAAAAACUUCAGGCUCGCCAGGUAUCUUCUGAACAGAAUACGUGAGAGACCAAACUUCAAACUCGUCAAUAACGAGAUGCAAGGACCAAAUGUGUGUUUCUGGUAUAUUCCCGAGAGUUUAGCGUGUGAAGAGGACACCGAUAGAUACCAGGUUGAGCUAGGAAAGGUGGCUCCUAAGCUGAAGGCUGCAAUGAUGGAGAAGGGCAGUAUGAUGUUAGCCUACCAACCAUUACUCGACUUGCCAAACUUUUUCCGUGUGGCAAUCUCAAACCCGGUCCUCCAAGAGUCUGAUCUGGACUUCGUUAUAAAUGAGCUUGAACUUUUGGCUAAAAUAAUAUGAUAAUUGUCACAUCCUUCCAGUCAUUAUGUUAAAAGUGUUGUGGUA
This is a messenger RNA of Mizuhopecten yessoensis (Yesso scallop), 2163 nucleotides long. RefSeq names its product glutamate decarboxylase 1-like. Gene Ontology annotation, molecular function: carboxy-lyase activity; pyridoxal phosphate binding. Gene Ontology annotation, biological process: carboxylic acid metabolic process. Gene Ontology annotation, cellular component: cytoplasm. Bases 358 to 2118 code for a protein of 586 amino acids. The transcript has 15 exons. The record is from RefSeq and is a predicted model, not a curated record. NCBI's taxonomy places the organism in Eukaryota, Metazoa, Mollusca, Bivalvia, Pectinida, Pectinidae.